Molecule: messenger RNA, 1083 nt
Organism: Fonsecaea multimorphosa CBS 102226
Lineage: Eukaryota; Fungi; Ascomycota; Eurotiomycetes; Chaetothyriales; Herpotrichiellaceae
Exons: 1
Coding region: 1-1083 (360 amino acids)
Source: RefSeq, a predicted model, not a curated record
AUGGCCACAGCAAUCAUGCCGCAGCCUGCUCCGGCGCUCCUGGACCCCAAGACACAGACGAUGCUGCAGUCGGAAGCAAAGGCAAUGCCGUCUACCACUUUCAAUCCGGCUCGUCACAUGGCAUUCCAACCUCCAGAGUCAGUCGUCACCCUGCGAGAACUGCUCCUCUCCGAGGAAAAUGCCUGCUCGCCCAUCGCCAUCACCAAGCCGUUUCCCCUUUUCAGCCUCGAAGGUGUUGUCGAGAUGCGCAAGGACGUCUUCCGUGAGUCGGUCAUCCGCAAGCACGGCCAGAAAAUCAAACAGGACACGUACAAGAUGCGAGGCUAUUCACGAGAUACUCCCUUCGUCGACUCAGUGUGGCGCAGCCCCGAGGUCAUCGCGGCGUGCUCCCAGGCCGCGGGCAUCGACUUGCAGGUGAUUUUCGACUAUGAGAUCGGACAUGUCAACGUCCAGCUGGAUGAGUUGGCGGACAAGGAAAAUCUGUGGGACGUCCUUCCACCGGCUUAUCCACCCAAGAACAGCACCACGAUAGAGAGGUCGUCGAUCCCUUCCGAGAAGGAGCAACUGUCCUCCGUUCGUGACUGGCACGUAGACUCCUAUCCGUGGGUGUGCGUGUGCAUGCUCUCAGAUCCCCAGGGAAUGGUGGGAGGUGAGACUGGACUGGAGAAGGGAGACGGCUCCGUCGUGAAGAUGCUCGGCCCAGAUAUCGGUUGGGCGGUGAUGAUGCAGGGAGGGUGCAUCAACCAUAUCGCUCUGAGGGCGUUUGGAGCAAAGGAGCGCAUCACCAUGGUCACCUCAUUCAAGGCCAGGGAUCCCCUGACGACGGACAUGAGCACUUUGUUCAUCACCAACAAGAGCAGCCGGCUGGACGAGCUUUUCCUGCAGUGGACUGUGUAUCGCAUGGAAGUGUUGGCUGCUCGAGCGAAAGAUAUCAGGGACAGAAUAGAGAAGGGUAACCUGACAGCGGACGAGAUCAAGGUGCAUAUGAGGGCUUGGGUCGAGAUUCAAACCAAAUACCUGGAGACCACCUGUCGUGAGAUGGACGAAGGUGUGCCGUACGGCAUGAACAAGAACGUGCAUUGA